AUGGUGGGCGACUCUGUGUCUCAACUUUCCGCAGUAGUGCAUGCACUGCGCUUAGUGGCCUGCCCUACAGCUUCUGACAGCCGCAAAGAUCUUGCAAAGCAGGAGUUGCUGCGGCGAGUGGAACUGUUGUUGCUAUUGCGGCAACAGCAGCAAUGUCAAGAGUGGCGACUCCAGCAGCAGCUGCAGCCGGUGCAAUUUCCGCCUCAGCAAGAACACCAAAAUCUGGAUUGGGAGUGCCAGUGGGAAGAAGAGGCAACCACAGAAGCUGAGGUGCUCCUGCAGCUGGAGGAAGCGCUGAUUCAGCUAUGCUGCCAGCAGCCUCCUGCUGCCCUGCAGCAGCAGCUGCUGCGUCUGCUGCUGUUGCGUGUGUCUCUUUCUGGCGAUCCAGGGGUGUGGCUCCGAGUUGCUGCGCGGCUUCUCUUGGCAGCAAGCGAGGGGCUGUCUUUGCCUCCUCCCAUUCUGGCGUUUCUUUGGACAGCAGCUGCAGCUCCUGGUGCUGCCUCUGCUGAGAAGGCAGAAGCAAUUUCCCCCUUUCCUCCGCUGUUGCUAUGUGCGGAGCUGAUGAACGCAGGCCCUCAUGUGCUUUCUCCCUUGCUGCCUGCUCUUGCGGCUUGUGGAGCCAAGCUAGUGCAAUCACCCGCAACACCAGAGGCAACAACGGUAGCAGCGGUUGCUAAAGCGCUGCGCACUGCAGUUGCCGCAAUAGGGGUUUGCGGAGAGAGGCUUUCAGGGAAGCUGCUCAAAGUCGCGCUGGCAUGCCUUCGCUGGAGCACGACCAAGAGUGUCAGUCAAGCCAGCUGCAGCCACAGCAAGAGUAGUCUCAGCAGCAACGCGGGCAGCGAAACUGCAGGAGAAGCAGCGAAAGAGGCCUUGCUGAUGCUACAGCAAGUUGUGUGGGUAUCCCCACGGAGUGUUACUCAGCCCCUUUGGAAUUCGCUGUUUGAUGCGGUGCUUGCUGCUGCGGUGCCUGAGCCUUUGGCGGCUGCGAGGGAGGCAGCGGCUCUGGAGUCAGCACAGGAAAACGUGCCGCAUGCAGCAGCUGCAUUGGCAGUCCUCCUUGCUGCAAAGUCUGUUACAGGGGCGAAGCAGCACAGGGGGCACCAUAAAAGCAAGCACUCCCAGCAACAGCACCGCGCAGCCACACAAUUCCAAGAGGCGUGUGAAGCAACAGCAGAAACACGAUCAUUCGAAAAAAAAGCCAACGACAUGGCAGCGCCUCCCGCAGAUAGCUGGUUCACUGACGCCAAUCGUGCCGGAGGCUUUGGUGCUGAUCCUGUUAGGCGUUCCCUCCUCUCUGAAGUGGCGACCCCACAAGACGCCUUUCUCUUUCUGCGGAGACACUGGCUGUUGCAACAUGCGACUAUAGCAGACCCUAAGAAGAGUUAUGCGGGAUGUGCAGUGCCGGAGUUUUUCCCCGUGUUUCUGCCAGCAACGACACACCUGCAGCAUGGGCAAGAGUUUCCUCUGAAGAUGCGGCAGCGGGGUGUUUUGCGUCAAAUAUUUGCUUCUGCAGUGGUCUGCCUCUGCCGCUUGCUAAUGGGGUGCCAGCCUCCCUUCACGCUUGUUUUCAGCGCCUUUCGCUGUCUCUUGACCCUACUCACUCAAGUUGCAGCAGCAGAAUCUCGCUGCAGCUCGUGCAGCAGCGGCGAUAAACGAGGAAGAGCUGGCAAUUCCCUGCAGCCACCACGCUUGAGAUCCUGCAAGUGCUGCUGCAACUGCGGUAGUGACCGCUGCCUCACCCCUUGUGUCUCUUUGGAAACACUGCACUCGCGCGCGCUCGCGUCGCAUGCAGCGCAGCAGCUUGUGGCACUGCUACAGCCACAGCACCUGCUGCAUAUGAUGCAGCACCUCAGUAGGCCAAUAGCAGCAGCAGCAGGUGGGGGAGCGACAGAAGAGAGACUCGCUGCUCGUGGGAAUGCAAUGCAGCAGCUGUCGCGUGCAGACGGAUCUGCCACAUCCACUAGCAGCUGCUCGCCUGCUGACAACGGCGACACGCACACGCUGGUUCUCCUUGCGGCUCUAGACAUCCUAGAAAGCCUAAUAAUGGCAGCAGGGGACAGUAUUACCCCUGCUGUCUCCUCCGUACUUCAGAACGCACUGGUAUCCGUCUUGACAGCGGCUUCAACUCCCAGCCAGCCACUGCACCCGCAAGCGCAAUGCGUGAUGUGGCCUGCAGUGCAACGCCAAGCGGCUGCCUGCGUGUGGCGUCUCAGUUUGAUCAUGCCCUCUCCCGCCACCCUGCAUUCCCUCCGGCUAAACCUGAUGCAAGCAGCAGUGUCGGCUUCUGCUCCGGCUACUGCUGCUGCUGCGACGGCUGCAGUUGCAGCAGCAGUAGACACGAGCAACGCAGUUGAAACAAACGCAAGACAGAAGCUCAAGCCAUACUUUGGUCCAUGGGGGCCCUGUAUUGGUCUGGCUGCCUCGAUUGCUGGUGCGCCUUCAGUUCUGCAGCAUGCAGCGUCGGCAGCCGCAGGAUCGAAAGCGGCAAGAACUCCUGCAGAAGUUUCAGCUACAACCCCACCAGAAGAAACAUCGGAGGAGAGGGGCCUCGAGGAGAUCACUGAUCUCUGCUGCCGUCUAGCGAGAGGAGAGACAAGCGUGGAGCGAGCAUGCCUCUUUGUGCUUGUUGAGGCUGUGUUGCAACAGCCUGCUGCUAAUGCUAUGGGAGACGUAUCCGCCGAGAAACCGCGCCUUCUAUCUCCUGCAGUCUCCUUGUUCCUUAGGGCCAGCAGGCAGGCUCUGUCUCUUACAGAUCCCAGCAGCAGCAUCAAUCGUCUAUUCUGUGCUGUGGAUGCGGCGGAGACUGCAGCGAGCACGCCAUUGGAAGGAAGCGGUCUGGAAGCGGCAAAGGAUGCUCAAGGAGCAGCAGCAGCAGCGACAGUCAGCAGUUUCCUCUUGGAGCUUUCUUGCGCCUUCAGGGCUUCUGCAGCUUUCUUGCGGCAGCAGCCCGUUGGAGCGGAGACGGUGGUAGCAGAUGGUGAAGACAGCGCUUCCUCCAGAAUUGUGCCGCUGGUCUUAGAGGCGGCUCUUGCGCUCUGCGUCUGCAGCUGCAGCAAAAGCAGCACAAGAGGCACCCAGAUUUCACUCAGUCCUCUCAAAGCCGUGAGUCGUGAAGGAGCUGCAAAGACGCAAAAGCAGGCGCUUUGUCUUCGCUGCUGCUGCGUUCAUGCUUUCCGCAAUGCGACAGCGCACGUGGCUCUCGAGGCAGCAGCGCUGGAGUCUUUGUCUUUCGUGCCCGACAUAAACAUCCAUUGUACCGAGGAGCAGCAGCGGCUUAUGUUGCAACUUGCGCUCUCCGCGACAACUGUCAGCAAUGAGGAGGCCUCCCAGUUUCCAAUUGCGGCAGUUGCCUGCUGCAUCUGCCCGAACGCUGGAGCCGCCGCAGCAGCUCUGCGUGUCGCUCCUCUAGAGCAGCUGCAGCAGCAGCAACUCCUUAUCGAGCAGCUUGUGCAACAGCAACAGCUGCAGCGAGGAUCGGCAGACCCAUCCCUCUUUAUUGGCUGUGACACAGCGGCCGACAGCUUGAGCGGUCCUUCAUUUUGGGAAAGUGUCUGGCGUUGCGUCGUUGAUACUGCCGCUGCAUCCUGCAAUGCCUUGCGUUUGGAUACAGCACAGGCAGGAGGGGUAUCAACAGCCAGCCCUUUAGAAUCGGGUUGGAGGAGUUGUUACCCCCCUUUCGUUCUGCGCGUGCUGCAAGGCGCGCGACUGCUGCGACACUUGACGCAUACUUUUUGUGGCGUGGACGACUCCCCUCCAGCGAUAGCGGCACUUGAGCAGACAGCUUGGGCAGCCUGCUGCAGCUGGAGCAGACAGCUGCCUCGAAACGCUGCUCUCGCGGAUGCUGCUGCGCAUCGGAGGGGUCGUGCCAGCAAGCGAGGUGUAGCUGCUGCUGGAAUUGCGUCUCAAGGCAUUUGUAAGGGCCUUAAGGCCAGUUCCAAGCAGCAGCAGCUGCUGCAGCGCUUCGUUCUCCCGCGGCUCAAGAGGAAAAGCAGCGCUGCUGCAGCUGCCAGUUCUUCAGCCGCUACUGACGAUCCCGCUGAUGAUGCAGCCGUCCACCAGAUCUGUCAACAGAGCUGUAUUGCCGCUGUCCUCUCAGACAUUUUCAACUCCCGAGUAGCCUUUCUUUCAACGCACAACACGCACCAGCCUCGGCGGGAGCCGCUUCCCCUUCCUGUCGUUGACUCCCUAUGGUGUUGCUGCGAAAAGGCCUUAGCAGCUGCGUCUCCCUUCGAGCGUCUCCUCUUCGCUGACGCGGCUGGAGCUCUCUUCAGCCUCUUGAAGCAUGCUGCUCCCGUACAGCGGCGCGAGCACCAACAGGACCAGCUCCAACAGGAGAACGAAGAAGAAGAAACGACGAGGCUGCAUGCUAUACAACGGCAUGUCAGAGCCUUCUUUCUUUCAGUGUCUCCGGCAAGACUGCCUCGAGAUGCGGAGGGAGCGUCACGGAGCAGCGAUGCCACACUACUGAAUCCAGCUCAACUAUGCAGCCUUUCGCUCGUCGCUACAAGUUUGCUGCCGCUGGUGCAGCCGUGUGUCUGCCUGGAUCGCGCAGCAAAAGAGACAGGAUUCGACUCUACCAGCAGUUGCCGCGGAGAUAUCUUACAGUUUGCGCUGACAGCGACAUCCGCCAUAGAAUCAGCAGAGGACUACCUCGCAACGUUUGCGCCUCCGCACCCUACAGCGGCUGCAAGCGUCCCCUUCGGAUGUGCACUUCUUUGCGUCAUUCGCUUCUUAGGGGCCUCUCUACCUGUCGUCGCUGCUCUAGAGUCUGCUCCGGGAAGCAAAGUCAAGACAGAAGAAGAAGAAGGCGCUCCAUCAUCGGACCUCUCCGCUUCGUCCUUGUCGCCUUCUGACAACCAGGAGGAGCAGCUGCCACUGCAACAGCAGCAAAGCGUGCUGCAGCAGCAGCUCUUUAGGGCCAUGCAGUUCUCCCUGCUGCUGCGCGCAUCGCAGUCGUUGUUGACACCUGCCACGGUGCUGAUCGCAGACGCUGCGCGACGUCUGUUGCUGUCUCUGAUGGAGCAGGCGAAUGCAGCAGCAGCAGCUGCUGCUAAGGAACCCGCAGCGCUCACUGCGGCCAUUGAGGGACCUAUAGCUCAUGCGGCUGUCGAGGCCGCUUACCUCGUCUCCGUCUGCAUGCAAGCUGGAGCAAACUGCAGCAGCGGCAGCAGCAGCAGCAGCAGCAGCAUGGCCGUACUGCUACAGCUUGUUUCUGCGCUGCCGGCAAUGCGGUGUGUUGCGGCGUUGCUGCGGAUCCACGAAUCCAGCUUAACAGCGUCAAGUCGAAGCAGCGACAUACUCGCUGCUGCGUCGUUAUCGCUGCGUGCCGUGAUUCCAGCUGUAGUCGCGGCAGUAGAAGCUGCCAUUGCAUGCCCAUCUCUUGCUGUGCGCCGAGAGGCAGUACGCUGUCUUCAAUCUCUGUCAACGCCUCUUGACAAGACAGAGUGGGGUUCAGUUGUUGCUGCUUCUGUGGCUGCUGCUGCAGCGGAUUCUGAAGUGGUUGCAGGCGCCACUGCACCAGUUCCAGGAGAUCCCCAGGUGGCCCUCUUCCUGUUCGAAGCACUGAACUCGGAGCGAGAUUCUCUUCAGCAACAGCAGCUGAAAAUGCUGCUGCUGCAACACGUCAAAUUAUGGGGGGUUCCCAACGUGCUCCAGUGGGUGUCGCUUUUAACGUGCAUCUGCUGCAAUGGUGUUGCCGCGUCUCCCGCCCUCCGAGGCUGUCUGUCGACCCUCACGCCAAACGGAAGCAGCCACAGCAGCAGCAUUCCUCCACGUCUGUUGCCGCGUGCCCAGCAGCUGCUACCGCAGACGAAAGACGCUUUGCUGUCUCCACUUGCUGUGCCUCGUUUGGUUCCACCGCUCAUGGGUUUUUUCUGGCGACCUCUCCCGAGCAUAUCUGCUGCUCCUCCUUCAACCUCAACUGCAGCAGCAGCAGACGGUGACGUUCUGGAAGAAGGCGAGACGUGGCUUCCAGAGGAUGGGGGGGCAGACCCCGAAGUGCGAUCCGUCGUCUGCGCGACAGCCGCAGAAUGCCUUGAGGCCCUUCUAACUCUCCCAGGUGUACAGCCACCUCGAUGCAACAGACAUGCCUCGGCUGCGGUGCGGGAAACUGCAGUUCAGCACGCAGACGAAAUUGACGCUUCGCUCUGCGCUGGUGUUCAGACUCCAGAAUCGUGCAUCGCUGACUGCCUGCCUGCGCUGGUACGAACUGGCUGUGAGCUGAUGCUGCGGGGUGUAAGGCAGCAGCAGCAGCAGCCGUCCAAGCAGACAGCAGAAAGCGGAGCCACACUCGCCUUUUGGGGGCUGAGACUGGUCCUUCUACUGCUGCAACGCUUCGCAUCUACGGCGCAAUCCCCUGCUAUGUUCCGUGACACGCCAAUCCCAGUGCUGCAGCAGUAUGAGGUUGCGAUCUCCUCGACGGUUGCUUCGCUGCUGCGUUGCUUUUCGCCUCUGGAGCCUUCCAUUCUUGCUGCCACAGAAGGGAAGGAAGCAGCUGCAGCAUGUUACUCCCCCCGCCAUCAGCAAGAUCGCAUGAUUGCCAUGGGUGUGGAGGUUUUGUGGAGAUUAGCGGCAAUGGGCUGCUGCCUUAGCCCGUGGCGGCUCGUUGGUCUGCUGCUGCUUCCCCUGGGUGACGAAGCGCAAUCAGCAGCAGCUGUAGUGACAGCAGCAACUGCGAAGCGCCCACCGGAGUGGCUGCUGGAGCGACGUCUGGCCCUUGCAUGCCGUCUGCUAUGUUCUGUCGUGGCUACGCCUACAGCGUGCCCUACCUCAGUUCAGGCUGCACGUCCGAUGCCAGUCUUUGCAGAGCAGCGAGAUCAGUGGCUAAGCGCUUUCGACUCGCGUGCUGUUGCUCUGACGCUUCGCCUUAUGGGAACUCUCCUUCAGAAGAGUUCGCAUCACGCGGAGCAGCAAAAACAGCAAGAGAGUGAGGACGCUUUCUCUAGGGUCGAUCUUUUGCGGUGUUUGGCGGUUCUGUGUGAGCCUCUUCUUCCGGAAAAUACAGCACCUCCCCCCGUUGCGUCUGCCCUUGCAGCUCUUGCAGUCAGCGAAAUGAAUUCUCUUGCAGCUUGUGUAACUAAAGGGGACCAUGUAAGCUUGGCAACCCCCCUAACCCCCGCAGCAUCAACAAACUUGGCACCUGUCACGGCCAUUCGCUCCAACGCCUCUCUCUUAGAUUGUAUCACGGAAGCUUUGCUGCUGCCUCUGGAGAGCGCCGCUGCGUCUGCUGUAUCAACAGCGAACACUUCAGCAGAACGGAAGGAUGAUGCUGCUGCACCAAACAGUCGUCAGGCACCAACCGAGGAACUAUGUUUGGCUCUGGAGGUGAGCAGCCGGCUACUGGGUGUCCAAUUUCCGGUGUCUCGACAGCAGAGCGGCGAAGAACCGAAGGAUGCUCAUCAAAAUCUCCUUACAGGCUCUGGUGAUCCUGGAGAUGCAGAGGAGGAUUGGGAAGGCGACUGGCUUGCGGCAGAUAGCGGUGUUGAUUUUGUUGCUGCUUCGGUUCCUGCUGGGGACGUUUUUGCUUCUUCUUGCCUUGAGCCUGCUGCCACAGAAACCUUGUGUCUUCUUUCCUUGAACCCCUCGACUUUGAGGCGAGGCUGUGCCUCUGCACAAAAGCUCGCAGUAGCAGCAGCGGCUGCCUUUAGAGUAGCACGACAGGCGGAUGGGAGGAAUGGGGGAGUUGCAGUGCCACUGUGGCAACAGGAAAAGUUCGGGGCAGGAGUGGAGAAGCCAAAAGACACGGCAUCCGCAGCGGCUACAGCCGGCAAGGUUCUCUCUAGCUGCCUGUGUUUCAUGUGGCGCUUAGCUGCUGCAUUACAAAGCCACCCAGAGGCACUUGCUGGAGACGAUGCGGCUGCUGCAUUCUUUGGAGCAGCACGGGAAGUCUCACGGGCUGCCCUUUCCGUCUGUGGAGACGUUGCAGGAGAAGCCUGGCGAGCAGUGGCACUUGGAGGCAAGGCAGCACAGCGAGACAUGAACCCCCCCCCCCCUAGCGGCAUGUGUGAGGCUGCGCUGGCCUUGCUGCAGCGGUGCUUCUGUGUGGUUCCUCGAUUCCCUGUUGCUUGCGCAGCAGCUUCUGCAGUGUCUAUGCUGCUCACUGAUUUGGAGACAGCUCUAUUUCCCGCCUGCCUGUGCGAGGGACCAGUCAGUGGCCUCUCUCCGGUAGAUGCUGUGAAGCUGCUCCGUUCCUUGUAUGACUCGGCAGCCCAGGCAGCUGCAGCUACUGCUGCGGUAACAAUAGGCGAGCACUGCUGUCCGCAAGACGAUAGCGCCCCCUUCUUGAAUCAUUGCGCAAGUACACUGGAGAUCGCGGUAUCUUGUUUUGUGGGAGACUUGGCUGCUCCUGCAGGAAGUGAGCCGACAGUGGAGGCAAAAGGAAGGCGUCUUGCGGUUGCCUCUGUACGGGCAAGAGAAGCACGGGGUGUUCUUGCGCUUGCCGCUGCACUCGUUGCUUUGGAGUCUCUGGCUGCCACGGGUUGCCCCUGGCUCAACAACAGCAGGCAGCAGCAGCAGCAGCAGAAGCCUGCAUGGUGCGAGAGAAUUCGAAGUGCCCUAGAAAGGCUUAGCGAAUUUGCAUACUCACUUGAGGCAGACUCAAGGGUGUUUGCAUUUCAAAGCUUUGUAUCUACCGCAACAAGAGACUCCGAACGAGCUGCUUCAACACCCGCGUGCAACCAGAAGAGAGCCGAAGCAGCACUAGAGCCGCGUGCCACUCUGUCUGUAAAAGAACCAACCGAAGGUAAAGGUUUGCAUGCGAAGCCCACGGAAAAGCCGACAGAUGCCCCGCUAGCAGCAGGAAGAAAUGACGCUCCGGGAGCAGUCUGUCCCUCAAGACAGACAGCAGCACCCUUUGGAGACGCUGGAGGCUUUUUUACUGCGUCUGCCACCGAUGAAGACGGAUACAGACACUAUGUUAUUGCCAAUGUAGCUUCAUAUGACUGUACAGGGAAAACUGCGUAUGAUGUUGUGGCUGCAAAUCUAUUGUAUGUUGCCGUGUCUCGACACCCAGCAGUCUGUGCUAGGGCUAUUGAAGCAGCAGCAGCUCUGCCGUUUGAGGAGCAGCCGCUAUGGGUUGAUUCGCUGUCUAAUGAACCAGCUCAGGAUGGAGAUGCGGCACACGCUGCAGCUGCCACUCGCACACAGCAUGUCAAGUCAGCUGUAGCAUGUUUGCUUCAGCAACAGGCGAAAAGGCAGGAAGGCACAGAGCACUAA
Molecule: messenger RNA, 9213 nt
Organism: Cyclospora cayetanensis
Lineage: Eukaryota; Apicomplexa; Conoidasida; Eucoccidiorida; Eimeriidae
Exons: 7
Coding region: 1-9213 (3070 amino acids)
Source: RefSeq, a predicted model, not a curated record